This is a messenger RNA of Tribolium madens (black flour beetle), 1832 nucleotides long. Its product is annotated as putative zinc metalloproteinase C607.06c. Bases 531 to 1706 code for a protein of 391 amino acids. Lineage: Eukaryota; Metazoa; Arthropoda; Insecta; Coleoptera; Tenebrionidae. The record is from RefSeq and is a predicted model, not a curated record. The transcript has 3 exons.
UCUCCUAAGCACAUGCGAUUUUCUAAAUGUUUUCGGUGAAGUUCCACCUUUUUUAAAAAUUGAGAAUACAAGACUAAAAUUAAGUGUAGUUAAAAAAGUAAUAAUUGGUAGUGUUUUGUUUGAAGAAAAUUUCAACCGGAUUUGUUAUCAAAAUUAAAUAAUUGGCAAGUGAGGUUAUCUGGAGGAGAAAUUUCGAUUUCGUACAGUCGGCGGCCUCUGACGUACGAUUUGAUAAGUAUUUACAGAAACCUGCGUGGAGGAAAUGGUAUAAUCACUAAUUUUUUGAAUAAUGAAUUAUUGGUAUUUAAUUUUAGUCAUGUGUUCAUGAAAUUACAAUCAACAAUUUUAAAUCCGGAGAAACUGUUUAUUAUUCCGUUGUAAUAAUCAAAGGAAUAAUAAAAAGCAGUCCUGAAAUCAAGUGCCAAAAGCCACAAAUUGAAAUAAAAAUUAAUUUUUCAGAAUUUCUUUACAAAGUAACUGAUAGUAAAUUUAAAGUUUUAGUAGAAUUAAACCAUGGCAAAAAUACCAUUAUGAUGAAUUAUUGUUCUUCAAGUGUUACUUUAAAUUUGAAUUACAUUCAGAGCGAAAGGGACUUUGCGGUACUUCCCCUAUACAUAAUUUGUAAUCAACACGAUGGAACAUUUCAAGCACCGAAAACUGAACCUAAUGACAGCGUUAGUGCUUGUAAAAGAAUUAAUUUAGGCGUUAAACUAUUACAAAGUGUUAUUGCUGAAAAACUGUAUGAAGAGAAUUUCGGUAGAAAAACUUUUAAAUUACUUGACUGUAAAAUUUUUCAUAGUCAGCUGAAUUUUCGUGAUGCUUGGGAAAUGACACAAGAAGAGUUAUGGACUUAUUUGGGGCGUGAGAUUGUCAAUUCUGACUUGGGACAUGAGAAAAUUAAGUUUUUGGGAUUCCUCUCCUGCACGAGGUAUUGUGGCGAAAAAUACCGUGAGAAUUUCAGCCACGAUGAAAUUGUCAAGAUUACGCAAGCUUACGUUGCUUUGGGGGGAGGAGGUUUGGCCCUUUUCGGCUCGGCUUGUCUCUACACAUGGCCUGAAGACAUCUCUCACGUUAUCGAAAAGUUUGAAUGUGAAAUACCAGUCGAUCGAGCAAAAUUCAUGGAUGACAGUUGCUACAGAGGUACUUUAGGAGCGUGCUUUUCGACAACUUUAGGUUCAGUUUUGCACGAAUUGUGCCACACUUUUGACUUGGGACAUACGGAAAAGGGCAUAAUGGGACGAGGAUUUGACGAUAUUCAUAAAGUUUUUGUUUGUAAUAAGAGCAAAAAUCGGAAACAACACUUAAAUUCGAUWGAAUUUGGAGAAAGAAUUGGUUGUGSAGACACCAAAACGACGAAACUUUUGAUGAAAGAGGAUGAAGAAGAUGGCACGUUUUGGACGAGAAGUUGUUUGGUGCUUUUAGCUUAUCACAAGUGGUUAAAUGAUUACCCAAACCAAARAAAUAACUUAAAAUUUGACCCAGUGACAAAAAUUCUAAACUCAACUAAAGGUCUUAGAGUAAUCGAAUUACGAAAUGAAGCAAACGGAUUGGUUUUAUUAAAUUGGGUGUUUGAUGGACGAAUCCUCAAAUAUUUUUUCCAAAUUCCCGAAGAGCAGUUAAAAACACUGACUGAAAAUUCUGUGAUUAUGUUUGUCGAAGAUAAUAUCGGAAAUAUCUUAAAAUGUGAAAUAAAAAUUUUCAAAUAAUGCAGUGUGUAUCAUUAUUCCUUGUACUUGAUUACAUAACGCCUAUUAGCGUCUUCGAUGAUGUUUGUUGUUUUAAAUAGAACAGAUUUAUAAUUGGACACCCAUCUCAAACAUUGUCAGUUAGGA